AGCAGAUGAACUUGAUUGGUUUGGAGUAUUCAUUUAAGUACUUGCGAGACAGUAAAUGCAAAGUGAUCAGUCUUACAGAGAUCUAUGUAUUACGUGUGAUAACCAAGAAACAGCAGUACCAGACACAUUCUUCAGGCUCCAAGUCCAAGCUCCGUCUGUGGUACUGAAAAGUCAUCAGCUGUUCUAGGGCUUUGAAAUCCUGUGUCUUCAAAACUAACAUGGCAGUAAUUCGGUUGACUAUAUUGGCACUGCUAGUCAAUGGCCUGCUAGUCAAUGGCCUGAAUGGUUUAAACAGCACAAACAAUAAUUCAACAGAAGAAUUAGAUACAACUUUGACUGCAUCAUCAAGUACCCCAAUGCCUCUGACAUCUUCGACAACCAUGAAUAUGCUGAAUACAAGUGAACAGACAAAUGAUCUUCCCAACACAACUUCCGAUUUGACAACUACGUUUUCCAACACCUCACAAACUGUAUCAAAUUAUUCGUUGGAGCCAUCUGUUUCAAGUUCGGCCUCUCCAUCAACUUCGCCUGUGACAAAAGUUGAUAGCAAUACUAAGUCACUGAUUUCAACAACAGUGAGGAAGUCAACCAGAAACAAAAGUAGAAAAGGCCAUGGCACCAACUUAAAUGCAAGCAUGAUCAUCGCUUGCAUCAUUGGAGGGCUAUUGCUGUUUAUGGUAGUCGCCAUAAUUGUGAUCCUCCUGGUGAAAAGAUACUCGAGAAAGUAUAAUGUGCAGGACACGCCAUGGGCAGGAACUUGCCCAGGUGUCAUCAGUAAUGACCCCGAACAUCCAGAUGAAGGCUGUGAUGCUCCAGCAAAACGCCCCUCGCUCACCAGCUUCCUCUCGAAAAAGGGAAAACGUGAUUCCUUACUGGAUAACUACAGCAUGGAGUUGCAGGCGACUGAAGGGGUCAAUAACUUGGCUUCAACUGAGUCAGAAGAAAAGGCACUGUCUGCUGACGUCAAAGGGGAUAAUGAAAUAGUAAAAGAACCGCCAGCUUUAACUAAAACAACUAGUCAAGAGUUCCCACCACUGCUCGAGGAACAUGAUAUUCCGGAUGAAGCUGACGCGCAGCCUCCACUGCCUGCAACAGAUACAGAGACUUCAAAGUUACCAGAAGGUCUCACUGAUGCAGAUUCAAAAUAUUUUGAUAUGCCCCCUCCGCCAAUGGAUAUUGUGGAUCUUGUGAAUAAUUCUGAUUUGCCUCCGCCUCUCUAAUGGGAGGUUUGAAAAGAUCAAGUGUUUGCUUCAAAUCACACGAGUGGAAAGCAAGGUUCUCCGAAGUGGGCCCAGAGUCACUUUCUUCUGAAGCAAGUCCGUUUGUGCAUCAGCAGAUGCGCACUGUAUUUUAAAAUUAGAUGUGGUAAAAUUAUCCAUUAUACCUAAAGCGCAAAACAUUGCAUCUUCCUAAUAUGCAAGUUAGAUGUGGGUUCAUGAAUACAAAUGCAAAAUUUCCUCAGCGUUGCGAUCUUGUUGCUGCACUUCUGCUUUUGUUAAAAGUGUGGACAGAUUUCAUAGUUCAAAAAAUAUAUAUUUUCAGAUAUUGAAGUCUGUAUUUCACUCUCUUUUUUUUCACUCCCAUCUUCCUGAACAAAGGGAAAUUAAUUAACAAAGAAGAAUUUUAGCACGCUCCUCUUUUGGAUUACCUGGCCAUCAAACCAUUUUUCAGCAAUCAUUCAACAUUGAGUGAUGAGGAAGUCAACUAUGAACAAACACAAGCACCACUAUUGUCUCAAAUGGAGAGCAAGAAUGAUCAUCGCUUGCAUCAUUGAAAUUAAUACUGCUGUAAUAAUGCUACUGUAAAUGCAGCAUUCUCUCUAUACCGAUGGAAAAACAAUUUUAAAGCUAAAAAUGAAAAAUGAAACACCACUAACAAUUAAGCAUUCUUAAGUGGUUAUUCAGGGUACUGUCCAUUUCACCUCUACCCCCAUUGUGGACAAUGGACUUAGUCCAUGGAACUGAUGCGCCACAAUGCUGAGAACUAUAUUCUGCACUCUGUAUCUUCCCCUCUAUUGUUCUUGAGUUGACAUGAUUGUAAUUAUAUAUACUAUAUCCGAUCUGUUAUUAAUAGCAUGCAAAACAAAGCUUUUUACGUUACCUCUGUACACAUAACAAUAAUAGUAAGUCUAAACUCCAUUUUUUUUCCACCAGACGAAAUUCAAAUUCACAGGAAGGACAUACAAACUCUGUCAGGACUGAAUCACGGGCGCUGGUGCUGCAAGGCAGCAACUCUACCGCUGUGCCACCUGGUAGUGUUUGCUCCCCAUGUCCAGCUCUGUUCACCUGGAGAUACAUCUGACUUCAGCUCACAACUGUGUACAUGUUGUUGGUAUGCCAAACUCUAAUGAUGGUCAUGUGGAGGAAUGAGGAACAUUUAUAGUUGAAAAAUCUGGUAAUGUAAUCAUGAUUACAUUCCAGAUAACCUCUGGCUGCUCAUUAUGCAUAUGUCAACACUUUUGGGGAGAGCAAGGUUUAGCAGUAAAACCUAUGUGAAAGUGCUCUGUUGUUUCAUCUUUAGGCACUUGGGAUUAAUUGAUCAAAAUAUG
This is a messenger RNA of Amblyraja radiata (thorny skate), 2548 nucleotides long. It is a transcript of the gene evi2b, whose product is annotated as ecotropic viral integration site 2B. The record is from RefSeq and is a predicted model, not a curated record. Gene Ontology annotation, biological process: positive regulation of neutrophil differentiation; regulation of stem cell division. Lineage: Eukaryota; Metazoa; Chordata; Chondrichthyes; Rajiformes; Rajidae. The transcript is spliced from 2 exons. The coding region runs from base 219 to 1220 and encodes 333 amino acids.